GGGACUCUUCUUACAUACCUACAGAGAAGACACCAAAAGAUGUGACUGAGAAACACGGCUCUGUUGAAAUUUUUCUGCUGUUCGUAGAAAACGACCAAAGAAGUUUCAAAUUUUGGAACCUUGGCUUGCAUGUAUUCGAUUUUUAACUACCUGAGUACUACUAAAGAAAACUUAAAAUCGGAGCAUAUCAUUGGUAUAAGCGAGUGGCACGAAAGAACUGUAUAUAAAAAAAGCAUUUUCUUUUACGAAUAUUGAAAACUGUAACACUAAUCUAUGGAUCGAAAUCAUUACUUAAAAUGUCUUUUACUUUUUCAAAUUAUAUAAAAUUUUACGUACCUUGUUUUAUUCUUAUAAAUUUGCAUCUCGGAUUUGAUUUGAAAUUUGAAUGCUUUGAAUAACUCUUGAAACUGAUUGAUGAAAAAUUUGCAUUUUGGCACAUUUGAACUUCAGAAACCUUUCAGUUGCUUCAAUAGAAACAGCACCGUAAAAUUCAGAAUUUUUUAUCGUUCCUAUCAUCUAGUUUUAGGGAAAACUUAUAGCGAAAUGCAAUGGUCUGAGAUAUGAUUCAGCAUUCUUACUCAAAAAAGGUAAAGAAUUCAAGCUCUGAUUACGACGAAAGAGUACAUUUUAGAAAUGUAUACUCAAGAAAUAAAAAUAACUGUAAAAUUUUAUGAUGAAAUGAAAGACUAACAUAAAACAUUUAUAGCAAUCGUGUGCGACGUCUUUUGAUACAACACAGUAGCAGAAAAAGAAAUCCAGAAUGCGGCAUAAAAAAGUUCAGCUUCUUCUUUUGUGCAUGGUUUUCUGCUCAACCUUGACUCUAGUUUAUGGCACUGAUGAUACUAAAAUGGUAUCUGCAAGUGCAUUGCAAGAACGAGAGAUUAUGUACAGUGAAUGUGGUGGUGUGCUGCGAGAGCCGAAAGGUAUCAUUUCCACACCAAACUUUCCUGAUCCUUAUCCUGUGCCCAUUAACUGUAGAUGGGUUAUAGAAGCUCCAGCAGAUAAAGUAAUCGCCAUAUAUUUUACACAGUUCUAUAUGCGUGAAGGUCUAACUGUGACAGAGUACGCCUUCUUUUCGGAAACAUUAUACAUGGGCAAGAAAGAAUUUGGCAUGAUCAGCUCUGAUAGAGAACCUACUUAUCUCGUCAGCAACAAACCAGUACUGGUGCUUGAUUUCCUUGUCAGGGAAUCCGGUAACAUCCACAUGAGGGUACGCGAAUACCUUCUGGAUGUCUUUGGAUUCAACAUUACAUACGAGAUUAUAAGCCGGAACGAAACAGUAAGGAAAGACGCAUGCUUGUACCAUCAUUGUUCCUUCACAGGCUACUGUUACGCAGUGUCCUUCUUCACGGCGUAUUCCUGCCAUUGUUUUGCUGAUUUUUAUGGACCAGAGUGCCAAUACAAUCCUGGAUGUGAACCUGGAAGUCGAUCAACGUGUGAUAAUGGAGGAACGUGCAGAUAUUAUAUUGGAUCCACUGUGAAAACGUGUGAAUGCCAAUCAGGUUUUGAAGGCACAAGAUGUGAAAAACAAAAAGAUGACAGAAAACUCUUAGCUCAGUGCGCAGCCAUGGGAUGCACACAGACUUGCACUCUGACUAAUCACGGAGACUAUAAAUGCACGUGUCUGCCUGGAUACCAUUUAACUGAAGAUAAGAAGACUUGCGUUGAAAAAGGUCGCACUAGAUAUUUGGUCAGUUUUAAACUGUAUGAUCAAAAUGUGGAUUUAGCGCACUUAGACGCUACCAGAUAUAACCAGCUGAAAAAAGGCAUCGAAAAUGCGGAGAUGGGCGAAACCGAUCCUUUAAGGGAACAGAUCGGAACCCUUCGCUCACUGAAGUUUGAUAAAUGCGCUCGGAACAGGCGUGGAUCAAGAGCGGUAUGCAAAGAUGGGGGAAAAGCAGAAGGAAUUGCACAAGGGA
This is a messenger RNA of Stegodyphus dumicola, 1919 nucleotides long. RefSeq lists its product as uncharacterized. NCBI's taxonomy places the organism in Eukaryota, Metazoa, Arthropoda, Arachnida, Araneae, Eresidae. Gene Ontology annotation, biological process: adenylate cyclase-activating G protein-coupled receptor signaling pathway; cell surface receptor signaling pathway. Gene Ontology annotation, molecular function: G protein-coupled receptor activity. Gene Ontology annotation, cellular component: membrane. The record is from RefSeq and is a predicted model, not a curated record.